Malassezia japonica is the source of this 1647-nucleotide messenger RNA. RefSeq lists its product as uncharacterized. Gene Ontology annotation, cellular component: plasma membrane. The coding region runs from base 1 to 1647 and encodes 548 amino acids. Gene Ontology annotation, biological process: proton motive force-driven ATP synthesis; cellular response to pH. The transcript has 2 exons. NCBI's taxonomy places the organism in Eukaryota, Fungi, Basidiomycota, Malasseziomycetes, Malasseziales, Malasseziaceae. The record is from RefSeq and is a predicted model, not a curated record.
AUGAUUGCCCGUGCCUUUUCGCAGACGACCCCUGCCGCCCGCGCGAUGCGCGUGGCUGGCCAGCAGGUGCGCCACUCGUCGGGUCUUCCCAUCCCCCCGAAGAUCGCGACCCCGAAGAGCGUCGGCGGCUCCGGCGCGUCGAACACCGACGCUGUCGUGAGCUUCUACAAGGCCCUCCCCAAGGGCCCUGAGCCCGAGAAGCGCUCGAUGGGCAUCAAGGCGAACUACUUCGAUGGCAAGAACGCCAGCGGCAAGCCCCUGGUCGCCACCAUCGCCGUGCUCAUGCUCAUCGGCUACACGAUCGAGUACAACGGCCACCUCACGCAUGCGACGCAGCUGCGUGCCUCACUCGAGCAUAUGCUGCGCGACGCGAGCGGCGCACGGCCCGACUCGAUCCGCAUCACGCAAGCCGUGACCGAGUACCUCCCUGUGCUCCUGGGCCUGUACAAUAGCGUGCUGAUCGAUGCGAUUGUCGUGAAGCACGAGCCAUCGUUUACCUGGCGCUCCGCUCUCCUGACGCGCAGUAGCAAGUCGGCGAUGCCCGGCCUGCACGCCGAGCUUUGUGCGGUGCUCAUGCUGCUGGGCAUGGCGCUGAGCAACGAGGCCGUGGGCGCCGUCGACGCGCUCGGCAUGUACGAGCUCGACACGUCGGUCGACGCUGCGACGCGGCGCGCCAACGACGACCGCCUCAAGGUCGCAGCCGAUAUGUUGUGCCGCGCAAGCGGCCUCUUUUCGUAUGUCGCGACCGAGCUCCUGCCCCGGCUCGACGUGUCGCCGCACCCGCCCGAGCUGUCGCGCGACGUGGCGAUGGCCCUGUCGCGCUUUUCACUGGCCGAGGCGCACCGCCUCGCGCUCCGCAAGCUGCAGUCGCCUGCGCUCGCGCUCGCGACCGAUACCCUGACGCCCGGCCCCCCACUUCCGUCCGGGCACCCGUCGGCGGCGCUGCUGGCGAAGCUGCACCUGCACACCGCCUCGCUGUAUGAGCAGGCCCUCUCGCUGAUCCGCACGCACGAGAAGCACACGCCGUUCGCGGCCGAGCCGGACGCCGAUGUGCCCCGUGCGCAGCGCUCGAUGCACAAGCUCAAGAGCACGCUGCAAAAUAUCAAGAUCGCGCCCGAGGCGCGUGUCGGUGCAACGCUCGUCAGGUAUGCGGAGCACGAGGUGCAGUGGCACCGCGCGCUCGCGCACAAGUGGCUCGGCAUCGACGCCGGCGAGCAGGCCAAGAGCACCGGCACCGGCGUUGCGCACCUCGCUGCCGCGCGCGACCAGCUCCUGCAGAUCGUGCCGAAAGGGCUUGAGGGCGCGGAGAAAGCGCGUGUGCCGCUCUGGGAGCAGCGGCGUGCGGCCAAGUUCCACGGCGACCUCGGCCUGUGGUGGAUGGGCGUCGAGGCGGCGAGCGUCGCGCGCUGGCUCGACGUGUACAAGCGCCUGAACGAUACCGUGAGCUUCCAGCGUGUGCCGCAGCUUUCCGAGCUGCAGUACGCCUCGGAAGGGCGCGCGGCGGUCGUCGCGAAGCCGUACGAGCCGCCGGCGCCGGCGUUUGGGCCACGGACCCAGGACCAGGUGCUCGAUCCCUCGCUGUGCGUCGGCGUGCGCGAGCGGAGCGAGGCGCGGCGCGAGUAUGCGGGCGCGGGUGCGUAUUACUAG